Molecule: messenger RNA, 1911 nt
Organism: Sphenostylis stenocarpa
Lineage: Eukaryota; Viridiplantae; Streptophyta; Magnoliopsida; Fabales; Fabaceae
Source: the annotation of a GenBank genome assembly
AUGCAUACCCCUGAUGAGUUUCAUGGAUGUAAAGGUAAAAUUGUCAAUGGGGCACCUCAGAGGAAGAUAUUGGACCACCCUGCCAUAGCUUGCUUCAUUAGUCACUGGUCAUAUAUUUGUGAUGUGUGGAAGGUUGGACUGAAAUUAGACAAGGAUGAAAAUGGAUUAAUAUUGAAGGGAGAGAUAAGGAAGAAGGUGGAUCAACUCCUUGAGAAUGAAGACAUUAAAGCAAGAUCACUGGAACUGAAGGAAUUGUCUUUAAAGAACUCGGUGAAAGGUGGUCAAUCGUCAAAGAACCUCGAAAAGUUUAUUAACUGGGCCAAAAAAGCAUUUCUUGAGACACACGUACUUGAAGAAACACGUGACUCAGCUGACAUUUCUGCUGCUGAGUGUAAAAUCAGACAACAACUUAAAGUACUGCUUUUGACGAAUUUCUUGAGACCCACGUAUGGCUUCAAGAAACCAGUCAAAGAAAAGAAACCAACUGUUACCAAACAAGUUAUCAUUUGCAUCUAUGUACAAAUAACUUCCCACUCAGCAAAAAACAACGAUUUCAUACCUUUUGCUACAGCAGACAUGAAUUGUCCACAUUUUCUUGUUAUGCCAUAUCCAAUUCUAGGGCACAUGAAUCCACUCCUGCAGUUCUCUCAAGUUUUGGCUAAGCAUGGCUGUAAGAUAACCUUUUUGAUCACCGAGUUCAACCAAAAGAGAAUGAAGAAUGCAAUUGACCACUUUGGAACUCAGAUAAAGUUUGUGGCACUCCCAGAUGGUUUGGAUCCAGAAGAUGACAGAAGUGACCAGCCAAAAGUUAUUUUGUCUCUCAGAAACACCAUGCCUUGUAAGCUUCACAAGCUCAUACAAGACACCAAUGCUUUGGAUGGUGAUGAUAGCAAGAUCACUUGUCUGGUCGUUUCUAAGAACAUAGCAUGGGCCUUGGAAGUUGGACAGAAAUUGGGAAUCAAAGGGGCUCUUCUGUGGCCUGCAUCAGCCACUUCAUUGGCCUCUUUUGAGUCCAUCCCAAGGCUUAUUGAUGAAGGAAUUAUUGACUCUGAAACUGGACUUCCAACCAGAAAACAGGAAAUUCAGCUUUUACCAAAUUCCCCUAUGAUGGACACGGCAAAUCUUCCAUGGUGUAGUCUUAGUAAGAACUUUUUCCUUCACAUGGUGGAAGAUACAGAAAGUUUGAAGUUAGGAGAAUGGUGGCUUUGCAACACCACUAGUGAUCUUGAGCCAGGAGCACUUGCCAUGUGGCCAAGGUUCCUUCCAAUUGGUCCAUUGAUGGAAAGUGACACAAACAAAUGUUCAUUUUGGAGAGAAGAUACCAGUUGCCUAGAUUGGUUGGAUCAACAUCCACCCCAAUCUGUUGUGUAUGUUUCCUUUGGAAGUAUAGCAAUAGUGGAACCAAAGCAAUUCAAAGAACUAGCUCUUGGACUUGAUCUCCUUAACAAGCCUUUUCUUUGGGUUGUACGUCCAAGUAAUGAUAAUAACAAGGUCAACAAUGCAUACCCAGAUGAAUUCAUUGGAUCUAAGGGUAAAAUUAUUGAUUGGUCUCCACAGAAGAAGAUUUUAAACCACCCUGCCAUAGCUUGCUUCAUUACCCAUUGUGGUUGGAAUUCUAUUAUAGAAGGUGUUUGUGGUGGCAUACCUUUCUUGUGUUGGCCAUUUUUCAGUGACCAAUUUAUUAACAAGUCAUACAUUUGUGAGGUGUGGAAAGUUGGACUCGGAUUAAACAAGGAUGAAAAUGGACUAAUAUCAAAGGAGGAAAUAAGCAAAAAGGUGGAGCAAGUGCUUGGGAACGAAGACAUAAAAGCAAGAUCACUGAACCUGAAGGAAUUAACCCUGAAUAACUCAGUUAUAGGUGGCCAAUCUUCAAAGAAUUUCGAGAAGUUUAUCAAUUGGGCCAAGCAUUAA